GAGAUCUCUUGUCGCCGGACCCCGACAACGCGUUGGCCGUUGCCUUGACCGGACUCCUCACUUGGGCCAGUGUCCAGGUUGUCUUUCAGCUCUUCUUCAUCUCGGUCGCCAUCCUCCUCGCUGCUCUCAAGAAAGAUCAUGCCCAGAGAGAAUCUUACAGGUGCAGGCAAGCAAACAGGGAUGUGUAUGUGAUCCUGCCUUAAAGGUUCAUCUACAUCUCUCUACCUUGCUUCUCCCCAUUUCUUAUCCCUUGAAUAAUCCAAGCCAGAUAAAGUCCUUACGCCUUCACCUUUAAAAAACUAACCAAACGAAGCGACCCCAAACCACCGCAAGAAGCAAUAACAAUCAAUUAUUGAUGCCCCAACAUGCACUUUGUUCUACCUCGAAAACCCAUUUCUAUGCUUUUUUUUUUCUUCUGGAAUAAAAAAAUCUCAAUUGGAGUGGGGCCUAAACUAGCUUUUCUCGCAUGUCUCUCUCUAUUGGCAAGGAUAAGAACCCGCCCCCAAUCAGGCAUGCCAUGAUUGUUACUUUCUUCUUCCUUGGAAACAAAUUAUUCUAAUUAUUCUAUGCUAGAUCUUCUUCUUCCAAUUCCACCUUGAAUCUUGAUUGGAGAUGGAGAUGGAGCUGGAGGAGUGGGAGUUCCUGCCGGACGCCGACAGCUUUCUCGAAUUGGGCCAUGAGGCGAAAAGAGAUGUGGUGUUCAAGGAGCUGAUCGUCGACAUGAACUACUUCAUCUGCCCGUCUCUCCCUCUCAUGGACCGCGAGCUGAGCCCUUCGAGCUCCGCCCCACCCGCGGAGGAGGCUCAGAAGAAGGAGCUGGUUGAAGAAUUCAAGGAUAUCACCGUGGUGCUGCCGGCGGCGAUCGCCGUCGGCCCCCACCUCCACGACGUGGUGUCGCAAGUCUUCUUCAAGAAGCUCACGGACAACGAAUUCGUCGACAUGAAAGUGGAGUCCCCCCGGGGAGCCACCCUGACUCAUUUGGAGCCGGAAGGCAAGGAGGCGGAGGAGGAGGAGGAGGGCGCGGCCAAAGCUGAGGACGACCGUAAAGGCGACGGGUGCGAAUCGAUGAACACAUGGAACCGGAGGUUGGUCGGCGUAGGCACCUUCUGCUCGCUGGGAGCCGCCGCCGCUGCCACCGCCUUCAUGUUUGUGCUGGGGGGACGACACCUGCAGAGCCAGCAGCACAACCACAGGAUCCAAUUCUGCAUCUACUCCGACGACAAGAGGACGAAUUGGACGACGACGAUGAUGCACCGGGCAACGAGGCCGAACCAGGCGCACAUAUCGUUCGGAGGCUACUGCGCCACUGCUUGAUCAACUCUUUCUUUCAAUUAUAAACAUCUAAAUAAAACUGGAAUAUCUAGUUCGCCUGCUCCAAUGACUCUGUAAAUUAUACAUAGAUUUAUCUGAACUUUUGGAUUUUGAUUCCGCAAAA
This is a messenger RNA of Zingiber officinale, 1435 nucleotides long. RefSeq lists its product as uncharacterized. Lineage: Eukaryota; Viridiplantae; Streptophyta; Magnoliopsida; Zingiberales; Zingiberaceae. The coding region runs from base 613 to 1314 and encodes 233 amino acids. The transcript is spliced from 3 exons. The record is from RefSeq and is a predicted model, not a curated record.